Messenger RNA from Pristis pectinata (smalltooth sawfish), 4059 nucleotides. RefSeq names its product transcription intermediary factor 1-beta-like. The coding region runs from base 119 to 3724 and encodes 1201 amino acids. The record is from RefSeq and is a predicted model, not a curated record. The transcript is spliced from 20 exons. Gene Ontology annotation, molecular function: protein binding; zinc ion binding. NCBI's taxonomy places the organism in Eukaryota, Metazoa, Chordata, Chondrichthyes, Rhinopristiformes, Pristidae.
CUCGCGAUACUAGGCGCCGCUGCCGAGCGGGGCAAUGGCUGUCGAGUACAAUGGAGCAGGGCGCUGCUGAGCGGCCGUCGGUGAGAGCGCGGGGGCCGAGCACGGGGGAGGCGGCGGCAUGGACGCUGCAGCCGCGCCCGCGGAUAUGCUGGCGUACGGAGGCGGUAGGGAGUCGGGCCCCGGCCGGGGGGCGGACGGGCCGCCGCCUCCGGGCCCCGACGCUGAUCCUGACGCAGUGACGCUGGUGGAGCCGAGCCCGGGCCUGGAGCGCUGCGGCGUGUGCCGUGGCCGCCUGCGGGAGCGCCAGCCCCGCCUGCUGCCCUGCCUGCAUUCGGUCUGCAAGGGCUGUCUUCACGGCGGCCUCAGUGCGGGCGCCAGCCCACAGGCUGAAGGGCUUAUUUGCUGCCCUGUGUGCAGACAACAAUGUUACAUAAAGGAUAUCAUAGAAAACUACUUCCUAAGGGAUACUGGUGAAUUGGACACGGGCUCGAAUAAGAAGGUUAGCCAGGUAUGUACCAGCUGUGAAGACAAUGCUGUAUCCUCCAGCUUCUGUGUUGAGUGUGCUGAGUGGCUCUGUGAUGCCUGUGUAGAGGCUCACCAGAGGGUGAAAUUCACAAAGGACCACACUAUGAGCAAGAAGAAUCCAGGGCUUACAGAUGGGAGGACAAACUGUGAGCGACCAAUCUUCUGCUCCAUUCACAGACAGGAGACCCUGAAACUGUUUUGUGAGACGUGCGACACACUAACCUGCCGAGACUGCCAGCUGCUUACCCACAAAGAUCAUAGGUACCAGUUUCUUGAGGAAGCUAUUAAAAACCAGAAGAUGACUCUGGAAAACUUGGUAAAAAAGCUGACAGAGAAGAAAAACCAGCUGCAAGUGACCACCAAACAAGUCCGUACUAGGUUAAGAGAUGUUCAGGACAUGCAGAAGAAGGUCCAGGUGGAGAUCAAGAUGGCCAUCCUACAGAUAAUGAGAGAGCUAAAUAAACGGGGCAAGACGCUUAUCCAGAGAGUGGAGAGACUGGCAGAGGAGCAACAGCUGAAGCUGGAGCAGCAACACCUGUCCAUGUCCAAACUGUACCGGCAAAUGGACCAUGUCUUAAAGUUUGCUUCUUGGGCCGUCAGCACUGAUAACAGCACAGCCCUGCUGCUCUGCAAAAAAUUGAUCUUCUAUCAGUUACAAAGAGGAUUACAAUCAAAGGUUAAUACAGAGGAGUUGAAGAACGACAUUAUUACUUUUCUGUGGGACUCUGCUUUCUGGACUAAGAAUGCAGCUAAUUUUGGCAAUGUUGUGAUUGAAGUUCCCCCAACGUUGUCAACACAUGUUCCCGUUCAGCAUCCGUCUGUGUCCAGCCACUGUCCUCAGCCUGUCCCACAGCACCAGACCAUCCCUCAGCUCCAGCCUGUUUCCCAACACCAGCCGAACAAUCGAAUGAUUGCGACACAAGGAAACUCCUGGCGAAGCCACGUACCUAUGCAGUCUUCCCAUCGCCUUCCGCCACCUAGUUACCAACAGACACAGCUCCCACCCCCACGCCAGCUCCCUCCACAGCAGAACACACAGCAGGUUCUCAUCCGUCAGCCUCACUCAGCUCCCCCCUGGCCACCAGUGAGCGGGCACUCGCGGAUGCAGCAAGCGGUGCAGCUUGUGAAGCCAACAACCACAAUGCCAAGUGCUAAUGGGAGGUACCUUCAGCAGAUGCAGGUGCAAGUGGUUCAACAAGGGAACAUUGUGCAGAUGCAGCAACAGCAGCAACAACUCAUGGGUCAGGUGCUAUUACUGCCACAGAUGAAUGGGGUACAAGUCCGCCAGCCUCAGGGACAUACUCAGGGAGCUGCCAAGCAAUCGAUCAAUGGAGGGCAGACAGCUACACUGUACCAGCAAAUGUCCGUCCAUCAACCUACUGCCAUUAGCAAAUUGCCUUCCCCAACACAGCGGCAGCAACUGUCCUAUGGGCCUAACGCAGCUGGUAAUGUUCAAUCCCCACCGGUGCAGCAAAUAUCUACGUCCACUGGGCUGUCAAAUGUUCCCGUAAGUCGACCAUCUCCUCCGGUGCAGCAAGCACUCAGAUCAAAUACUACUACCAGUAGACAGUUGCUAACAACUGCCACGCCCCAGCAAGUGCACGCCAGCAUUUCUGCUGCCAGUCAGAGUACUCAGGUUGGUGCAAAUUGCCAUCGGUCUCCAACAUCAAGCCAUCGCCUUGGCAACAGCCCGGUUGACCAACUCAAGAUGUUGGUGCAGCAGGCAACCUCGUAUCCCCGAGUCAUACUGCCCCACAGAGAUGGCCCGGCCAAUGCCCACGAUUUUGCACAGAAACAGUAUGCCUAUCCGGGUCCCUCUCUAGUACCACAACAGGUUGGUAGAGAUGAUAGCUUACUAUAUUCUCUGAUUCUGACCUCCGAUGGAGCAUUGCCCUGGUCUGAUUCGGGAGCGGAAGGAUUUGUUAAAGGGCAGCCUACCUGUCACGUUCCUCCUGCAUUUUCAGAACCAAGGAGGGGUGUGCCCUUCAAGCUGUCAAAUGCCAGUACCACCACUGAGCAGGAGGGACAGAGAAAUAGCAUCAAAGAAUUGCAGGAAGCUUCAGAGUCCGGAUGCAUUCCUUUGCAGUGUACCUUAAAGCACGCUGGUGACAGUUCGGACUCUAACAUUAAACCUAAAUUGAACAUGAAGGUUCCUUAUGUGCGGUUAGAGCGAUUGCAAAUAGAUUUGUCCACUGACACAGAGCUUCCAACAUUCAAACUGUUACCAGGCAGUGGACAGGAUGAGUUCAGCCUGAUCAUCAUCGAAGGAGAAGGCUUGCCUUUGAAUCCGUCCUUCACGGCACCAACUCUGGAGAGCACCUUGACACCACCAAACUCCGUGUCUCCCGCAUCAGUGACUGAAAUUGAAUUUGUCUUUAAUGAGAGAACUGAGGUAGCAAGCAAGCGUUCCCAUCACGCCCUGAGCCCAACGCCUUCCCCCAGUGAAAAAUCACCUGGGAGUAUACCAGACCUCAAAGCGUCCCCACUGUGCGGUAUCAGCGAGAAGGGCGAGGAGUUGGAUGAGGUGGUCUGCGUCGUUUGUGGGAAAGGAGGCGAGCUGCCAUGUUGUAGCCGUUGCCUGAAGGUGUUUCACAUUGGCUGCCAUGUCCCAGCUUUACUCAGUGUGCCCAGUGUUGAAUGGGCGUGUUCCUUAUGUGUGGACUUGGCGACAUCUGAGGUUCAGAGUGAAAGCUCACUGACAAUAGCAGACAGCAGAAAUGCUGCAAAGGAAGGCCUUGGUGCUCUCGAUCAGAGGAAGUGCGAACGCUUGCUGCUGUUGCUUCUGUCUCAUAAGAUGAGCCAGGCCCUCCAUAACCCUAGUGGAUCCUCCCAGUUGAAAAGUCAGCAAUUAGAUUUGUCUUCCAUAAGAGCAAAACUGGAGAGGACCAGCGCGGCCCAUUACUCCUCACCCGAUGAGUUCGUGCUCGAGGCCCGAUUGAUGUUUAAGGCAUUCAGCAAACUGAGUCAGGAGAAAAAGGAGGUGGCUGAGUCUGUACUGAUGCUCGAGUCAUUCUUCGAAGAAAAAUUGGCAGACAUCUUCAGCGGCAAAACUUUCGCCGGCACCCCAACAAAGCAGCAGGCGAUGGAGUCAGACAGCAAACACUGUGACCAAACUGACUGGAGGGACCCCACCUGUCCCUCAGACGAUGCUGACAGUAGCCCCAUGCAGGCUAAGAGGCGCCGGCUUGAUAGCGACUAACAGCCUCGAAUGGGAACGUUGAGCUGGUGACUUUGGUUGGUUGACAACAGACUUGAGAGCUGUCCCUCAGAACGAUCUUGUUGGGAUAAGGCGAGCAUCAGCAGUCUUUGACUGCUCAGUGGUGCUGAAGAGACUUAUGUACAAACCUAGGCCCAGGAAAGUCCAUGUAAAGGACUUUCCCAGUUUUGAAAACCUCCAGUGCUGAGUUUAAAUCCAGCUGGAGAAGUAGCACAGAAAUAUUUUGUUUUGAUCCUGGGUUUAUCUGCAGAGGCCAGCACCAGAGUUGUUUUUUUAAUGUGUAAACUGUAUGUAUUAAAGAAUUCAAUAAUGUGUAA